AUGUACAGGGAUGCAGCCACCAGGAUGAGAAGCAGUGUUGGAGAGACGGAUGGCUCUGAGGUAAAAGCUAUUUCAGGGGUCGAGAGGAGGGAGGAUCUACAGAUAAAUUUAGAAAGGUGGAGAACAGCAGUGGAGGAAAGAGGAAUCAGAAUAAGCAGGUCAAAAACUGAAUAUAUGUGCACCUACAUUGAUGGGGGAAGCAUAAGGAUGGAUGAAGAGCUAAAGAGAGUAGAGAUGUUCAAGUACUUGGGGUCCAUAGUGGAUGCUAGUGGGAACAGGGAUGAAGAAGUGAAGCAUCGAGUUCAGGCAGGGUGGAACAACUGGAGGUCUGCCUCUGGGGUCCUCUGGGACAAGAAAGUACCUCUAAGACUGAAGGGAAAGUUUCAUAGGACAGCCAUUACUCUAGCAUGUUUUAUGGAACAGAAACAAUACAGAACAAGUAAUUCACAGGAAAGAGUAGCUAGGGGCUUUGGGCUGAAGAAGGCUGGGAAACUCUGA
Penaeus vannamei (Pacific white shrimp) is the source of this 498-nucleotide messenger RNA. The record is from RefSeq and is a predicted model, not a curated record. Lineage: Eukaryota; Metazoa; Arthropoda; Malacostraca; Decapoda; Penaeidae.